Molecule: messenger RNA, 717 nt
Organism: Protobothrops mucrosquamatus (brown spotted pit viper)
Lineage: Eukaryota; Metazoa; Chordata; Lepidosauria; Squamata; Viperidae
Product: sulfotransferase 6B1-like
Exons: 6
Biological process (GO): sulfation
Cellular component (GO): cytoplasm
Molecular function (GO): sulfotransferase activity
Source: RefSeq, a predicted model, not a curated record
CCAGGAGCAAAUUGGUUGAUUCUCAUUGUGAGUGAUCUGAUUGCCACAACGUUGAAAAUUAAGCAAGAGAAUACAGAAUUGCCAUUUAUGGAGUGUGGAGAUCCAGAAAAGUUUCAGAGGAUGAAACAAUUUCCUUCUCCAAGGAUUGUGGCCACACAUCUCCAUUAUAACUAUCUGCCCAAAUCUAUUUUCAAAAAUAAAGCCAAGAUAUUGGUGUUGUUUCGAAAUCCUAAAGAUACAGCAGCAUCGUUUUUCCAUUUUCAUAAUAAUGCUCCAACCAUUCCCAGUUAUAAUUCAUGGGAGGAAUUUUUCCCAGAAUUUAUGAAUGGAGAAGUUGCCUGGGGAUCCUAUUUCGAUCAGGCUGUCGCUUGGAACAAACAUAUAGAUGAUGAAAACGUUCUGAUUCUGACAUAUGAGGAAUUAGAAGAGGACCUGGUUUCGGGAGUAAAGCAAAUAGCUAAUUUUUUUGGUUUCCCUGCUACUACUGAGCAAAUUCAGGCUAUUGCAGACAGAACUACCUUCCAAGCGGUGCGCGAUAAGUCGCAGGAAACACAUGGGAUGGCUGGUCCACUGCUCUUCCGGAAAGGCAUUGUAGGAGAUUGGAAGAAUAUUUUUGGCAAGGCUCAAAAUGAGCAAAUGGAUGCUAAAUUUAAGGAAUGUUUAGGUGGAACCAAGCUGGGAACAAAGCUGAAGUAUGAUGUCUAUUGCAAAACCUGA